Molecule: messenger RNA, 609 nt
Organism: Apodemus sylvaticus (European woodmouse)
Lineage: Eukaryota; Metazoa; Chordata; Mammalia; Rodentia; Muridae
Gene: Mdfic2
Product: MyoD family inhibitor domain containing 2
Exons: 5
Coding region: 1-609 (202 amino acids)
Source: RefSeq, a predicted model, not a curated record
AUGUCAGAAACUGAGUUGGAAAAGAUAAAAGUAAGAACAGCCGAACAUUUUGAAAAUGACAAAAAUAACAUUCCUUGGUUAAAAGAAGGUAAGUCUACAUCGGUAUUUAACCCUCUUCCCUCCCCCUGUACACAACUCACAAAUGAAAAACAUGCAGACGAGAAACCUAUUAAUGCUAUCGUUAUAAAUUCAGUAUCCGAAUUCAAUAUCACAGAUGGACCAGCCCAGGAAACCCCCAAUGAGAAAAACCUGUCAGGAUCGAGCACUUCACUCUCUUCCCUCGAAGAAUGCCAAACGAAAUUUCCCUACCUCCAAACUAAUACUUCAGUUCAUCGGAGAGACGCCGAUGAGGAGUGUGCCUCCCUAAUCCUCACCUGUCUCUUCUGCCAAUUCUUGGACUGCCUCUUCAUGCUCCCUGACACAUGUGAGACAGUGUGCAUCAACCUGUGCUGCCCCUCUCACAGGUACUCCUCUGCCUCAGAUGAGAACCAUCCACGCAGUGACUGCAACCUGACCUGUGAUAUGGACUGCAGCCUCUUCGAAUCUUGCCAUGAGACCAGCGAAUGCCUGGAGCUGGCCAUGGAGAUUUCAGAAAUCUGUUACCGCUAG